Molecule: messenger RNA, 1001 nt
Organism: Vanrija pseudolonga
Lineage: Eukaryota; Fungi; Basidiomycota; Tremellomycetes; Trichosporonales; Trichosporonaceae
Gene: rpb7
Product: DNA-directed RNA polymerase II subunit rpb7
Exons: 5
Coding region: 299-814 (171 amino acids)
Biological process (GO): positive regulation of nuclear-transcribed mRNA poly(A) tail shortening; DNA-templated transcription; positive regulation of translational initiation
Cellular component (GO): P-body; RNA polymerase II, core complex
Molecular function (GO): translation initiation factor binding; single-stranded DNA binding; single-stranded RNA binding
Source: RefSeq, a predicted model, not a curated record
CACCGUCUCGCACUCUUUUAUAAACUCUCCCCUCUCUCACUCACCCUCCUCUUUUCUCUUCUUCCCAUCCACCGUCAGCCCCGCGCUCCCCACACGCCAGGCCAUCCACCCCGCCAUAGCGCAAAGGAUUGCGGCCCAGGCAACGCGGACGACGGCUGGGUCCGUGUGACGGGUCGCGCGACACCCACACCCCGAGGGGAACAAGUCCUACACGACGUCGCAAGACGACGACGACGACGGCGCUCUCGAGUCUGCUGCUGCCUGCUGCUGCUGCAGACACUGACACGGCCUCGUAACCAUGUUCUUCCUUCGUCAGCUCACGCACACCAUCCUUCUCCACCCAUCCUACUUUGGAGCCCAGCUCGAGGAGUACCUCCGGCAAAAGCUCUACGAGGAUGUCGAGGGCACGUGUAGCGGAAAAUAUGGCUACAUCAUCUCGGUCGUGACGAUCAACGACAUUGGCGAGGGCAAGAUCAUGCCCUCGACUGGCCAGGCCAAGUUCAAGUGCUCGUACACUGCCAUUGUCAUGAAGCCUUUCAAGGGCGAGGUCGUCGACGGCAAGGUCCUCAACGUGAACAAGAUGGGCUUCUUUGCCAUGGUCGGCCCUUUGCAAGUCUUUGUUUCGUCACAUCUGGUUCACGCCGACAUGAAGUUUGACCCCAACGCAAGUCCCCAGUGCUACCGCUCCAACGAUGAGGUGAUCCAAAAGGACACUCGAGUACGCAUGGAGAUUGUUGGAUGUAGGAUAGAGGCAAACGACAUUUUUGCCAUUGGAACAAUCAAGAAGGACUACCUGGGCCAGAUCCAAGAGUAGACGCGCGCUGUUCUCGACACAAUUCGGGUCAUUAGAGGGCGAUUCUGAGGCGGCGACAUACCUACUCGCGCCCAGAAGACAGCAUAGUAUUGUAUACCCCAUCAUCACUACCAUUCAUCAGACAGCCCCAGGGGUUUGAUUAGUACAACGAAGAGAGAAGACAAUGUAGCAGUCAACAUUUGACGGG